AGAAUUGGGAUGAGAAAUUUAAAGUGUCAUUUGUUUAUAAAACCAUUUUCUGUCAAAACAGCAGUAGAGACUGAUUGCAAGAGAACUAAACAAAAGUAGCACUUUAAUAUAUAAUUUUAUUUAAAAGAGUAAUAAUUAAGUGAUAAAAAUGGGAAAAGCCGAGAAGGGCACGCCGAAAUACCUUGCCAACAAGAUGAAGGCAAAGGGUUUGCAAAAAUUGCGUUGGUAUUGUCAGAUGUGUGAAAAGCAGUGUCGGGAUGAGAAUGGAUUUAAGUGCCACACAAUGAGCGAAUCUCAUCAACGUCAGUUAUUAUUAUUUGCCGAUUCACCUGGAAAGUUUCUAUAUAGCUUUUCAAAAGAAUUUUCAGAUGGAUAUAUGGAAUUAUUAAGGCGUCGCUUCGGGACAAAACGUGUAAACGCAAAUAAAGUCUAUCAGGAAUAUAUAUCAGCAAAAGAUCACAUACACAUGAAUGCAACUCGAUGGCUAACACUUUCCGACUAUGUUAAAUGGUUGGGACGCUCGGGACAAGUAAUAGCUGAUGAGACAGAGAAGGGUUGGUAUGUUUCAUACAUAGACCGCAGUCCUGAUGCACUUGAACGACAGUCGAAAAUGGAACGCAAAGAAAAAAUGGAAAAAGAUGACGAAGAACGUAUGUUAGCUUUUGUCGAGAAACAAAUAGAAAAAGCAAAAUGCACUACUAAUCAAGAAUCAACAGAAUGUAUUGAAAAGUUUACUGAACUUAAACGAGAUGAGUCGCAGCCUUUGAAACUCGAUAUUAAAGUUGUGAAAAAUGUACAUAUGGAAAAUACUUCUCAUAAAGUGGCAUUAAAUACAAAGCAUUUUAAAAUGGACACAACUAUAAAAAAUAAUACAGUCCAGAAUGUAAAACAAAAAAGUAAAUCUGAUAGUAGCACUACAUCAGCGUUAGAUGAAAUUAUGUUAUUAGAAGAGCAGGCAAAAGAACGCUCUAAUCGAAAGGACUACUGGUUGCAUGAAGGUAUUGUCGUGAAGUUUAUUAGCAAAUCAAUGGGUGAAAAAUAUUACAAAGAGAAAGCUGUUGUGCAAUCAGUAAUAGACAAAUACAGAGCUAAAAUAAAGUUUCUUGAAAGUGGAGAAAAACUUAAAGUUGACCAGGCACAUCUGGAGACUGUUAUACCCGCACUUAAUAAGAAUGUACUAGUUGUAAAUGGUGGUUAUCGUGGUUUUGAAGGUGUCCUAAGAGAAUUGGAUGAAGGUAAUUAUUGUGUAUCUGUGGAAAUCGCAACAGGCCCAUUGCAAGGACGUAUAGUAAAAAACCUUAAGUAUGAAGAUAUAUCAAAGUUGCAUUCAUAACAAUAAGUUUUUUACAUCAUUUUACAUCAGAAUAUUGUGAAGUAUAAAUUAAGUUAUUAAUGUAUGGUAAUUAUAUUUUAUAAAAUAAAAAUCAAAGAAAAACAGUUUAAAGUUUUCAG
Teleopsis dalmanni is the source of this 1452-nucleotide messenger RNA. RefSeq names its product DNA/RNA-binding protein KIN17-like. Bases 149 to 1333 code for a protein of 394 amino acids. Gene Ontology annotation, molecular function: double-stranded DNA binding. The transcript has a single exon. Gene Ontology annotation, cellular component: nucleus. Lineage: Eukaryota; Metazoa; Arthropoda; Insecta; Diptera; Diopsidae. The record is from RefSeq and is a predicted model, not a curated record. Gene Ontology annotation, biological process: DNA damage response; DNA replication.